AUGGCCAAUGCUGUGACAGUAAAUGUGUCUCUGAAAGGAGUGGCCAGCCAGUCAUUAAUGGAUUGGUAUGCUAAGGCUGACAAUGCCAUUGAUGGGAACAGAGAAUCAGACGGUCAAAAAGGAUCCUGCACCCACACAGCACUGGAGACCAACCCCUGGUGGAGAGUGGACCUGCUGGAUGUGUACAGAGUGACAGCUGUCACCAUCACCAACAGAGGAGACUGCUGCUCUGAAAGGCUUGAUGGUGCUGAGAUCCAUAUCGGUAACUCACUGGAGAACAACGGCAUCAACAACCCCAGAUGUGUUGUCAUCACCACCAUCCCAGCAGGAGAGACCAAUAUCUUCCAGUGUAAUAAGAUGGAGGGUCGUUAUGUUGUUGUGGUCAUCCCAGGCAGGUCGGAAUAUCUCACUCUGUGUGAAUUGGAAGUAAAUGGCAUUCCUGCAGGUAAUCACCUACUCAACCACCACAACAACUUCUACCACUACUCCAACACCCACUAA
Molecule: messenger RNA, 501 nt
Organism: Coregonus clupeaformis (lake whitefish)
Lineage: Eukaryota; Metazoa; Chordata; Actinopteri; Salmoniformes; Salmonidae
Product: fucolectin-like
Exons: 4
Coding region: 1-501 (166 amino acids)
Source: RefSeq, a predicted model, not a curated record